AGAUGCCAGACCAUUUAGGAGAUGAUAUGCGAAAAGUGAAAGAUGAUAAAGAGGAGCCGGAAAAAGAAAUAAAAUCGCUCGAUGAAGGCGACAUAGCAUUAUUAAAGUCCUAUGGCCAAGGCCAGUAUACUAAAAUCAUCAAGGAGGUGGAGGAUGGUAUCCAGACUGUCAUGAAGAGAGUAAAUGAACUGACUGGUAUAAAGGAGUCUGAUACAGGCUUGGCCCCUCCUGCUUUGUGGGAUUUGGCUGCAGAUAAACAGACUUUACAAAAUGAACAGCCUUUACAGGUGGCAAGAUGCACAAAGAUCAUAAAUGCAGAUUCCAAUGACCCAAAGUACAUCAUUAACGUUAAGCAGUUUGCCAAAUUCGUGGUUGACUUAGCUGACUCUGUUGCUCCAACUGAUAUUGAAGAGGGUAUGAGGGUUGGUGUGGAUCGUAACAAGUAUCAAAUCCAUAUACCCCUACCGCCAAAGAUCGACCCAACUGUCACCAUGAUGCAAGUGGAAGAAAAGCCUGACGUCACCUACAGUGACGUUGGAGGAUGCAAGGAACAAAUUGAGAAGCUCAGAGAAGUCGUAGAGACUCCACUACUUCACCCCGAGAAAUUCGUAAAACUAGGUAUUGAACCUCCUAAAGGGGUGCUACUGUUCGGCCCUCCUGGUACAGGCAAGACACUGUGCGCUCGCGCUGUGGCCAAUCGCACUGACGCUUGCUUUAUUAGAGUAAUUGGUUCUGAGUUAGUGCAGAAAUAUGUAGGUGAGGGUGCGCGUAUGGUACGUGAGCUCUUUGAAAUGGCGCGAAGCAAGAAGGCCUGCCUAAUAUUCUUUGAUGAAAUUGACGCCAUUGGUGGCGCUCGGUUUGACGAUGGCGCUGGUGGCGAUAACGAGGUACAGAGAACUAUGUUGGAGCUCAUUAACCAGCUUGACGGUUUCGAUCCUCGUGGCAACAUCAAGGUCCUCAUGGCAACCAACAGACCCGACACCCUGGACCCGGCCCUGAUGCGACCAGGUCGUCUUGACCGCAAGGUGGAGUUCGGUCUACCCGACUUGGAAGGGCGGGCGCACAUCUUCCGCAUUCACGCAAGAUCUAUGAGCGUCGAGAGAGAUAUUCGGUUCGAUCUGCUGGCUAGAUUGUGCCCUAAUUCUACUGGUGCUGAGAUUAGGUCGGUAUGCACAGAAGCGGGCAUGUUCGCAAUCCGCGCGCGACGCAAGGUGGCUACCGAAAAGGACUUCCUAGAGGCCGUUAACAAAGUCAUCAAGUCCUACGCGAAGUUCUCAGCGACGCCCAGAUACAUGACCUACAAUUAGUUCAUUAUAACAGAUGUAAAAUUAUUAGAAUUAUAAAAUUUACUUGUAUGCCUUUUGGUAAUAAAAUAAAUUUAACACCAA
Messenger RNA from Hyposmocoma kahamanoa, 1388 nucleotides. It is a transcript of the gene Rpt1, whose product is annotated as 26S proteasome regulatory subunit 7. The record is from RefSeq and is a predicted model, not a curated record. Gene Ontology annotation, cellular component: proteasome regulatory particle, base subcomplex. NCBI's taxonomy places the organism in Eukaryota, Metazoa, Arthropoda, Insecta, Lepidoptera, Cosmopterigidae. Bases 3 to 1307 code for a protein of 434 amino acids. The transcript is spliced from 10 exons. Gene Ontology annotation, molecular function: proteasome-activating activity; ATP hydrolysis activity; ATP binding. Gene Ontology annotation, biological process: proteasome-mediated ubiquitin-dependent protein catabolic process.